UCUAGUGUAUUAUUAGAUCUGUGGCUUAUUUCCGUAACACGAUCUGGGUUUUGCAUUCGAUUUGUUAGAAGGCAGUUGUUGUAAGCAAAUGCUUUCCGCGAAAUGGCAUUAUCACACCACGAUGUUGAUAUAGAGAACCUUUUAGCUCUAAAUCCGAGAAUUCAUCCUCACGCUACAAUUGUUCACUCUGCGGCGACAAAAAGAAUAAAGAAGCAUUGGAAACGAAAUCAAGACAAGUCGUGUUCUACUUGUGCGGAUCUCACGAAGAACUUUGAUGAUAUCAAACAUACUACAUUGAGUGAAAGAGGUGCUCUAAGAGAGGCAGCGAGAUGUUUGAAAUGUGCUGAUGCGCCUUGUCAGAAGAGCUGCCCCACCCAGCUUGAUAUCAAAUCAUUUAUUACAAGUAUAUCCAACAAGAAUUUCUAUGGUGCAGCAAAGACAAUCUUUAGUGACAACCCACUUGGUUUGACCUGUGGUAUGGUAUGUCCAACGAGUGAUCUCUGUGUUGGUGGAUGUAACUUAUAUGCCAGCGAAGAAGGUCCUAUCAAUAUCGGUGGACUUCAACAAUUUGCAACGGAGGUAUUUAAAAAGAUGCACUUACCUCAAAUUCGCGAUCCCAGUUUACCGAAAUACGAAGAAUUACCGACAAGUUAUCGAGCCAAGAUUGCUCUAAUUGGCUGUGGUCCGGCAUCAUUGAGUUGCGCAACAUUCUUGGCAAGAUUGGGAUACAGUUGUAUUACAAUAUAUGAGAAAGAGAAUUAUAUAGGUGGUCUGAGUUCUUCGGAGAUUCCACAAUUUCGACUUCCAUAUGAUGCUGUUUCGUUUGAAAUUGAAUUAGUGAAGGAUUUAGGUGUAAAGAUUAAGACAGGCACAGCUCUUGAAUCUAAUGGAAUGAGCAUCGAGUCGCUACGAGCUAUUGGAAACAAGGCGAUUUUUAUUGGCAUUGGACUUCCACAACCAAAAAACAUACCAAUAUUUGAAGGUUUGGAAAUGAAACAUGGGUUUUAUACGUCAAAAGAUUUUUUACCAAUGGUUUCUAAGGCAAGUAAGCCAGGAAUGUGUGGCUGUAAGUCACAGCUACCUCAGUUAUCAGGAACAGUCAUCGUUCUGGGUGCUGGCGAUACAGCAUUUGAUUGUUGCACGUCUGCUUUGAGAUGUGGUGCUAAACGCGUAUUUGUCGUUUUUCGAAAGGGUUUUAGCAAUAUCAGAGCUGUUCCUGAAGAAAUGGAAGCUGCAAGAGAGGAAAAAUGUGAGUUUUUACCGUUCAAGUCACCGCGCAAGGUACAUCUCAAAAAUGGGCGCAUAUAUGCCAUGGAGUUUUGCCACACGGAAAAGUUGGAUGAUGGGACGUGGAUUGAGGAUGAAGAGCAAACAUUGAAAAUAAAAACAAAUUUUAUCAUCUCGGCUUUUGGAUCAACAAUUUCAAAUGACGUUGUUGACGCGUUGAAGCCGCUAAAGUUCAAUUCAUGGGGCUUGCCUAAAGUCGAUGAAGAAACUAUGGCAACAAGUGAGCGUGACGUGUUUUGUGGAGGAGAUAUUGCUGGUGUUGCUAAUACGACGGUGGAAUCUGUAAAUGAUGGCAAGACAGCUGCUUGGCACAUGCAUAGAUACAUUCAAUCAGCCUUUGGGGAGACUAUUUUACCAACUCCGAAACUGCCAAACUUCUUCACGCCCGUUGAUCUUGUUGAUAUUAGUGUGGAGAUUUUCUCCUUGAAGUUUGAGAAUCCUUUCGGCUUAGCAAGUGCUCCACCCACAACAACAUCUGCGAUGAUUCGUCGCGGUUUUGAAGCUGGCUGGGGAUUUGCCGUCACCAAAACUUUUGCACUAAAUAAGGAUUGCGUUAAAAAUGUGUCGCCACGAAUUAUUCGCGGAACUACUUCCGGUCACAUGUAUGGCCCAGGACAAGGAGCUUUCCUCAACAUUGAGUUGAUUAGUGAGAAGUCAGCUGCCUACUGGUGUAAAUCUAUUACUGAACUCAAAGAAAGUUUUCCAAACAAGGUUCUUAUUGCCAGUAUAAUGUGUGGUUACUCCAAGGAAGAUUGGUCUCAAUUGGCAAAAAUGGCAGAGACUGCUGGAUCUGAUGCAUUAGAGCUAAACUUGUCGUGCCCGCACGGUAUGGGUGAAAGAGGCAUGGGCCUUGCCUGCGGACAGGAUCCUGAAAUGAUAAGAAAUAUAUCAAAGUGGGUAAAAAAUGCAGUCAAAAUUCCAUUCUUUGCCAAAAUGACACCCAACGUCACUGACAUUGUUGUCAUCGCUCGUGCUGCUAAAGAAGGCGGUGCAGAUGGUGUUACAGCAACCAAUACUGUGUCAGGUCUGAUGGGCCUUAGUGGAAAAGGAAUACCUUGGCCACAUGUAGGUGUGGAAAAGCGCACUACGUACGGUGGCGUAUCGGGAAACGCCAUCCGCCCUAUUUGUUUACGAGCGGUUUCGGCUAUCGCUCGAGCCUUACCGGGCUUUCCGAUCUUAGCAAGUGGUGGCAUAGACAGUGCUGACGUUGCAUUACAAUUCAUACAUGCUGGUGCUUCGGCCGUCCAGGUAUGUAGUGCCGUACAAAAUCAAGAUUUCACCGUUAUCGAAGACUAUGUCACAGGAUUGAAGUGUUUACUCUACAUGGAGUCCUGCAAAGAUUUUGAUAACUGGGAUGGCCAGAGUGCUCCUACUGUAAAACAUCAAAAAGGAAAACCUGUACCUAGAGUCAUAGAUCAAAUUGGAAAGAACCUUCCAAGCUUCGGGACCUAUUUGAAUGAAAGAGAGAGAAUAAUCGGUGAAUAUAAAUCAAAGAUGGACUUACUUAACGAGGAGAACAUGCCUAACGGCGUUUGCCUGCCGGUGCAGGCAAUCAAGGCCACUCCCACAGUGAGAGACAUGAUUGGUCGAGCACUCGACAAGAUCAGUUCUUACGGUGAACUAGACAACAAACAACAAGCUGUUGCAGUAAUUGAUGAAGAGAUGUGCAUCAAUUGUGGGAAAUGUUACAUGACAUGCAAUGAUUCUGGAUACCAAGCUAUUACCUUCGACCCAUUAACGCAUUUACCUCAUGUAACUAAGGAUUGUACUGGCUGCACAUUAUGUGUCAGCGUCUGUCCUAUCAUUGAUUGUAUCAAAAUGGUGCCAAGAACGACUCCAUACGAACCUAAUCGCGGUAUACCAUUGACAAUGAAAGGAUAGAUUAUUGAGGCACACAGAAUCUACUCUGGAACAGCUGAGAGAAGUUGAAAAUCCAUAAUAGAUGAGAAAAAGGAAAUUACAAUGAGCGAAACUAGGAAUGUUCAGAAAUUUAGUUAGGAAUUAUCAUUAAUCAUUUUGACGAAUUUAUUUUUGUAUUUUUAAUCGCAGAAUGUUUUUUUUUAUCUACAUACUUCAAUAAUAGUUGUUGUCCUAAUCAUGCAAAUUUUUUUCAAAA
Messenger RNA from Xenia sp. Carnegie-2017, 3403 nucleotides. Its product is annotated as dihydropyrimidine dehydrogenase [NADP(+)]-like. The coding region runs from base 103 to 3168 and encodes 1021 amino acids. Gene Ontology annotation, biological process: 'de novo' pyrimidine nucleobase biosynthetic process; thymine catabolic process; uracil catabolic process. NCBI's taxonomy places the organism in Eukaryota, Metazoa, Cnidaria, Anthozoa, Malacalcyonacea, Xeniidae. Gene Ontology annotation, molecular function: iron-sulfur cluster binding; dihydropyrimidine dehydrogenase (NADP+) activity; uracil binding. The record is from RefSeq and is a predicted model, not a curated record. Gene Ontology annotation, cellular component: cytosol; cytoplasm. The transcript has 25 exons.